GGCAUGGAGUAAAGUUUAAUGUACCAUGUUUUCAAGAAGUUCAUACAUGUGGUCGAAUUUGCAACAAACCCCUUUCAAGUUGUUCACAUCAUUGUCAGCGUCAGUGUCACUCUGGUUCUUGUCUUGUUUCAGAAUCUAUUAGUCAAAAUGGUGGUGUUAUAUGUACACAAUUGUGUCAAAAACCUCGUCCAGAUUGUGGUCAUCCAUGUAAUCUUCCUUGUCAUGAAGCUGUUAAUCAAUCAUGCUUAGAAACUGCUACUAGACUAAAUUUAGGAACUCAGUUACUCUGUUCUACAAAAGUGGAUGUCACAUGUAUGUGUGGUAAACGCAAACAACGUCAACAUUGUCAUCAGGUGAUUCUUAUAUUUUUCUGUGUCAUAUAA
Molecule: messenger RNA, 383 nt
Organism: Heterobilharzia americana
Lineage: Eukaryota; Metazoa; Platyhelminthes; Trematoda; Strigeidida; Schistosomatidae
Source: the annotation of a GenBank genome assembly